GUUCUCAACCUCCAUUGAUCGAUCUUCCACGGAAGUAUCAACCAAAUUAAGCCACAAUACACAAAACAUCCAGCUAUGGCUUCCUCAACCAAGCUCUCAUUCGUCUUCUUCCUGUCUUGUUCCCUCUUCCUCCAAGCAACCCUUGGCGAGAUUACAUGCGAGAACUUGCCGACGGAUAUUUGCUCGUUCUCCAUUUCAUCGGCCGGGAAGCGGUGCUUGCUGGAAAACAACUUGGCCGGCGACGGGAAGGUGGAAUUUCAGUGCACGACGUCGGAGGUGGCGGUGGAGAGGAUGGCUCUGUACAUAGAGACCGAUGAGUGCGUGGCCGCCUGUGGGGUUGACCGGAACUGGGUCGGAAUUUCGUCGGACGCCUUGCUGGAGCCGGACUUCACGGCCAAGCUUUGCUCCCCGAGCUGCUACCACAACUGCCCCAACAUCGUCGAUCUCUACUCCAACUUGGCCGCCGGAGAAGGAGUAUUUUUGCCCGACCUCUGUGAGAAACAGCGAACCAAUCCCGAGGGCGCCAUGGUUGAACUGUUGAGCUCCGGCGCAGCGCCUGGUCCCGCCGCCGAGCUAGCCCCGGCUGCAAUCUGAUCAGCUCACUUGUAGAUUGUGAUUUCAACAGUUCUCUCUUUGGAUGUGAUCAUUAGUUCAAUUCAUACGGUCUACGCCAACGAUAAUAGUGAAAGCGCAGGAGGAGUUUGAGUUCAAAUUCGAGUUCGAGUUCGAGU
Diospyros lotus (date-plum) is the source of this 731-nucleotide messenger RNA. RefSeq lists its product as uncharacterized. The coding region runs from base 76 to 594 and encodes 172 amino acids. NCBI's taxonomy places the organism in Eukaryota, Viridiplantae, Streptophyta, Magnoliopsida, Ericales, Ebenaceae. The record is from RefSeq and is a predicted model, not a curated record. The transcript has 3 exons.